AUGAGUACUCGUAUCCUCACUAAAAAAAUUAAUCUCGAGAACAACCUUCACGAACAUGUUUUAAUAAAAGAUAGAAUCUCUCAACUUUUUCCUGAUACAAAAGUUUAUGCUAUCUCAAUUGAUUAUGAUGAAACUCCUUCAAGCAAACAAUCUCUGCUUAAAUAUACGAUGACCUCUCAUGGAUUGGCAGCGGCCAUUCUUCAUGCUUACAACAAUCAUCAACAUUUACGUUUAUCGCCUGAUGAUAUCUGGUUAACUAUCGCACAAGGAGUUAGUCAUCAUAUUAAUUAUAAUGCAGAAAAAUUCCGUUAUUAUUUUGUCAAUCAUGAAGGCAAGAAAGAGAUAUGUGUUUAUGCCGGUGAUAUUUUAAAUUCUUGCUUUGAGGGAGAUUGGCCUGAAGUGGUAAAUAGACUGGUCGUGAAAACCGAUCAAGCUAUAGAAAAAAUUGAUUUAAAAUCUCUUUUAGAAUGUGAUUUUUCUACUACAACAAAAAAUUCACUUACAGCUAGUCGUAUCGUUCUUUUGGAUAUGGUUAAAGCAUAUUUCUCAUAUAAAAUAUGUACCUUGUGCGGAAUUCCUAAAGUCACUCUUGAGGGUACUUUAGAAGAUUGGGAAAAGGUACAAGAAAAAGUCAUUCAAUUACGACAGCUAAAUUUAGAUCUCGAUUUUUGGUUGGAUAGAUUGGAGCCUGUUAUUUGCAAGUUAAUCGAAACUUAUAAAGGUAAAAUUGAUGAAGAGUUCUGGGCAAGGAUAGCCUCGAAUGAAUCAUUUGGUUCAGGCCCUAGAGAUAUUAGUGGAUGGAUGAUGGCCUUUUAUCCUUAUGAAAAGGAUGGAACAAAGGUAACUUUCAAUUCAAUUGAAGCCAAAGGUAUUCCUGAUGGAAGGGUUGGAGUCCCAUUUACAACUGAUAAUGAAUUACAUUUAAAAUUUGUUGCUGGAUUUUUGGGUGCGCAACAAGAAUUCCUCGAGAAUUCUAAUGAAGUGAUUGUCUCACCAAUGAUUGGUUGGUCUGUUAUUGAUGAUAAAACUGCGAAGGACAACAUUUAA
Molecule: messenger RNA, 1047 nt
Organism: Funneliformis geosporum
Lineage: Eukaryota; Fungi; Glomeromycota; Glomeromycetes; Glomerales; Glomeraceae
Source: the annotation of a GenBank genome assembly